AUGGCACAAUACUUUAAGCAGCUAGCCAUGGCUCCUUGCUCUACAGCUGCCCGCUGCUUCUUCUUCUCCCCGUCCCCAUCUCUCCUUCUCCUAUGCUCCUUUGCAGCGCUCCACUAUCUUCCCCUCUCCUCCGCAAUCGACUCCAUCUCUGCAAACAAUUCUCUCAAAGGGAACCAGAGCAUAAUCUCAGUCGGCGGCAAUUUCAGGCUGGGCUUCUUCACGCCCACAGGAAGCUCCUCCCUCAACUUCUACAUUGGCAUCUGGUACGACAAAAUCUCCGUCUUCACUCCAGUUUGGGUGGCCAACAGAGCAACCCCCGUCAAGGACCCAACUGCAUCAGAGCUCAGAAUCUCUGGCGACGGCAACCUCGUCCUCCUCCUCCUCGACAAUUCCUCCAUUAUAUGGUCCACCAACGUCACAAUUCCCUCCGAUUCCGCCACAGUCGCUGUCAUACUCGACACCGGCAAUCUUCAACUGAGGGACGAGUCCAACUCCUCUCUCGUCUUCUGGCAGAGCUUUGAUCACCCCACUGACACUUGGCUUCCUGGAGCCAAACUUCGAUUCGACAAGCUCACCAAUCGAACACAACCCCUCACGGCCUGGAAGAGCAAAGUCGAUCCUGCUCCUGGGAUCUUCACCCUCGAGGUGGAUCCUGCAGGAACCUACCAAUGCUAUAUGCUGUGGAAUUCGUCCAGGAUAUAUUGGUCCAGUGGCCUCUGGAACGGCAAUACCUUUGGCUCCAUUCCUGAGAUAGCUCCGAGCAGGAACUUCGGCUAUGGCUACCAAUUCGUCGACAAUGAAGAGGAGUUCUAUUUCGCGUACACUAUUGAUAAUCCCAAUAUGAUCUCCAGAAAUGUUCUCGAUCAUGACUCUGGCCUGUCUCAACAAUGGACAUGGACGGAGAGUUCUAAAUCUUGGGUCUUGUAUUGGACUCAGCCUCCAUUCAGGUGCUCUGUUUUUGCGCUCUGUGGAUCUUUCAGCAGCUGCAAUGAUUUCACCUCCUCCGCUUGCAAUUGUAUCAAAGGAUUCAGGAUCAAGUCUCGGAGUGAUUGGGAUUUGGGAGACAAAACCGCUGGGUGCGAGAGGAUCACUCCCCUGCAAUGUGAGCAGAACAAUUCAAUCGAUUCUCAGAGAGAUGGCUUCUUCAUGAUGACGAAUGUGAGACUACCUGACAAAGCUGAUGCUUUGGCCAUGGCUCGAACUUCGGAAGAAUGUGAACUGGCUUGCUUGAACAAUUGCUCUUGCAAUGCUUAUUCCUAUAACACCACAGGGUGCUAUGUUUGGCACGGAGACUUGCUUAAUCUUCAAGAACAAUACAACCAACCUGAUGCAGGUACUCUUUACCUUCGCCUUUCUGCCUUGGAGCUGCAGAGCUCUGGAAGCAACAAAAACACAGUGGUAACUUGGGUCAUCGUCGGAGUCGUCUCGACAAUUGUCCUACUUUGUCUCGCCAUCGUUACCGUUUGGAUCAUGAUAUCCAAGCGGCGAUCCAGAAAAAUGAUCCAAAAUUUGAACAGAGCUCAAAGUUCUCUCGUCUCUUUCACGUACAGUGAGUUGCAGCAUGCCACAAGAAAUUUCUCAGAGAAGAUCGGGGGAGGAGGCUUCGGCUCCGUUUUCAAAGGGUCAUUGCCAGGCUCAGUUGCCAUUGCCGUGAAGAAGCUCGAAGGCCUCCGUCAAGGCGAGAAACAAUUCCGGACCGAGGUGGGCACGAUUGGCAGAAUCCAACACAUCAACCUUGUCCGUCUGCUUGGAUUUUGCUCUCAACGAUCGGAAAAGUUACUCGUGUACGAGUUCAUGCCAAACGGUUCCUUAAACUCUCACCUCUUCGAUAGAACUGCUCCUUCCACCGUCUUGACUUGGAGAACUAGAUAUCAAAUUGCUAUCGGCGUUGCGAAAGGAUUAGACUAUCUACACGAGCAAUGCAGAGACUGCAUCAUACACUGUGACAUAAAGCCAGAAAACAUUCUGCUGGAUGCUUCAUUCAAUCCUAAAGUAGCAGACUUUGGCCUCGCUAAGCUCAUGGGACGAGACUUCAGCCGCGUUGUGACGACGUUGAGAGGAACUCCAGGGUACCUUGCUCCCGAAUGGAUCACUGGCGUUGCCAUCACGACCAAAGCUGAUGUGUACAGUUAUGGCAUGAUGUUGUUGGAGAUCAUAUCUGGAAGAAGAAAUGUGGAGCAAACAGAGCAAAGUAGUGAUCUUUACUAUCAUCCAACGUCCAUGGCGAGCAAACUCAUCGCAGGUGAGGUUGCGACUGUGCUCGACGGCGGGUUGGGGCACGAAGAAGUUGACAUGGAAGAACUAGAGAGAGCUUGCAAGAUUGCUUUCUGGUGCAUUCAGAAUGAGGAGAGUUGCAGACCCACCAUGGGGCAGGUCCUUCAAGUUCUUGAAGGCGUUGUAGACGUCGACAUGCCCCCUGUUCCAAGAUCACUGCAGCUCAUUGAUAAAUCAGAAUCAGAGACCAUCAAUUUCUUUCAUUGA
Molecule: messenger RNA, 2481 nt
Organism: Zingiber officinale
Lineage: Eukaryota; Viridiplantae; Streptophyta; Magnoliopsida; Zingiberales; Zingiberaceae
Product: G-type lectin S-receptor-like serine/threonine-protein kinase At2g19130
Exons: 1
Coding region: 1-2481 (826 amino acids)
Biological process (GO): recognition of pollen; protein phosphorylation
Molecular function (GO): protein serine/threonine kinase activity; ATP binding
Source: RefSeq, a predicted model, not a curated record